Magnolia sinica is the source of this 3280-nucleotide messenger RNA. Its product is annotated as probable glutamate carboxypeptidase AMP1. Lineage: Eukaryota; Viridiplantae; Streptophyta; Magnoliopsida; Magnoliales; Magnoliaceae. The record is from RefSeq and is a predicted model, not a curated record. The coding region runs from base 1095 to 3110 and encodes 671 amino acids. The transcript is spliced from 10 exons. Gene Ontology annotation, molecular function: carboxypeptidase activity; zinc ion binding; nucleic acid binding.
AAGAUUUUUCGGAUUUUCUCCAGUUUGUCAUUGGACUAUUAGGGUGUUUAUUUUAUGCCAUUAGAGGGCGUUCAAUGACAUCGAAAGUAAGGUUCGAUGCCAUCGAAUAUGGCUCGAUGUAAUCGAGGAUUUCCAGAAAAUCAUGUUUUGUCUCUGGACAGUUGAGGUGUUAUUUUGAUGCUAGCGAUGUAGCUUCGAUGCCAUCGAAGGAUUAGUUUCAAUGACAUCGAAGACUGUUCGAUGCCAUCGACAGUUUCCACACAAUUUUACGCAGAGUUGCAAUUUUGCGGGAUUUGUUUCCGAUUUUGCUUGAGAUCCUUCUUUAGGCUAUAUAUAUAUGGGUGUAAGCAGGAUUGGGAGGUACUUCUAGGGUUUCUAAUUCGUCUAUGGGUUUCAAAGGUUGUAGCAAGGGUGUGAUUCAAGGUUGUUCGAAUUGGGUAAGCUCUUUUUGUUAUUUCCGCUUUCAUAGUGAUCAUCUGUCGCUUUGUGCCGUGGUUUUUUCCUACAAGGGUUUUUCCACGUUAAAUCGUUGUGUUAUCUUUGUGUUUGCUUGGCGCGAUUGGAUUACUCUCCUAGAUUCAUCUUUGUGUGCUUCCGCAGUCCCCAAACAAGUGGUAUCAGAGCUAACGUUGGGGCAUAGGCUUGAAUCUGUAAGGAGAAGUAUCAAUGGUAGGAAAUCCGAAGUAUGACAUUGAGAAGUACUCAGGCAAAAAUAACUUUGUGUUAUGGAAGAUUAAGAUGAUUACUCUAUUAACUCAACAAGGGCUAGAUGAGGCUCUUAAGGAGUGACGUGAGUCUAUGAAUGAUGAUGAUUGGAAGACUCUUGAUAAGAAAGCUAAAUCCUUAAUCCGAUUGUGUUUAACGGAUGAGGUUCUCUACAACGUCAUGAGGGAGAAAACCGCAGCGGAGUUGUGGGUGAAGUUAGAGGACGUUUAUGCCAAAAAGUCCCUGGAAAAUUGCCUACACUUGAAGUUGCAGUUGUUCAACUUCAUAAUGACAGAGGAUGGAGAUGUGGAGGCCCAUAUCAGUAAUUUUAACAAGUCGAUUUGCAAGUUGCUAGACAUAGAAGAAGUGGUCAAAGAUGAAGAUCAUGCAUGUAUUUUGCUGAAUUCUCUACUAGCAUGAGUCUUUCAGGGGCUCUGUGUAAUGGUAAUAUGUCCCUAAGUGUGGACACUGUUAUCUCAACCCUUCAAGGAAAGGCCAUGAGAAAGAAAAACAGUAACAUGGGGGCUUCUUCUGAUGCACUGCUUACGAGGGGUAGGAAUACUGAGCGAGAUACAGGAUCUUCUCAGUCGAGAUCCAAAUCCAAAGGCAAGGGCAAGGGCAAGUUAAAGUGCUGGAACUGUGGGAUGGCUGGGCACAUGAAGAAGGAUUGUACAAAUCCUAAAGCGAAGAAAGAAAACUCAGAGGCUCCUUCUAGGGAGGCCAACACUACCACAUCUAAUGAAGAGACGAGUGGAGGUAAUGUGUUGUUAGUGUCUAUGAUCCGACACUUGUAUGAUGAUCAUAGAGACAAGUGGAUCCUUGACACAAGGGCUUCGUAUCACAUGAUUCCUCAUCGGAGUUGGUUCACCAGUUACAGGGAGUGCGAUGGUAGACGGGUGUUUAUGGGCAAUGACAAUGCCUGUAACGUUGUGGAUGUUGGUAGGGUACGCAUUAAGAUGUUUGAUGGGAUGGAGGGUACCUUGAUUGAGGUCAGGCACAUUCCUAACUUGAAGAAGAACUUGAUUUCUCUCAGUGCAAUCGAGGCAAUUGGGUGCAAGUUCACCGGUGUUAAUAGUGUCCUUAAAGUAUCAAAGGGGGCACUUGUGGUUAUGAGAGCGCAGAGGCAUGAUAACCUUUGCAGGUUGAUCGGGAGUACUUCAAUAGGUGGAGCGGCAGCUACUGUUGCGGACUCCACGUCUGCAUGUAUGUGGCAUGCUCAUCUGGACCACAUGAGUAAGCGGGGCAUGAAGGAAGAGAAAAAUAUUGCUACAGUCCAAAAUGUUCUCGCAGUCAUAAGAGGGUGGGAAGAACCGGAUCGCUACAUUCUCCUUGGCAACCAUAGAGAUGCAUGGACAUACGGUGCUGUGGACCCUAACAGUGGAACUGCUGCACUUCUUGACAUUGCCCGCCGAUUUGGCCUUUUGCUACGCUCGGGAUGGCACCCUCGGAGGACCAUUGUUCUCUGCAACUGGGAUGCAGAAGAGUUUGGAAUGAUUGGAUCAACUGAAUGGGUUGAGCAGAAUCUUGAAAAUUUGGCCUCGAAAGCUGUUGCCUACCUUAAUGUCGAUUGUGCUGUUCAAGGGCCUGGUUUCUUUGCUAGUGCGACACCCCAACUUGACAAUCUCCUGGUUGAAGUUACAAAGCAGAUCAAGGAUCCAGAUUCAGAGGGCAUGACUGUCUAUCAAACGUGGGUUGCUGCAAAUAGAAACAUCAAUGUUGGAAGGCUCAGCGGAAUGGAUUCAGAUUUUGCUGCAUUUGUGCAACAUGCUGGGAUUGCUUCUGUUGAUUUAUACUAUGGAAAAGAUUUUCCAGUCUACCAUACUGCUUUUGACUCUUACGACUGGAUGAAGAAAAAUGGAGAUCCAUUGUUUCACCGUCAUGUGGCAGUUGCUGGAAUUUGGGGACUUCUAGCCCUUCGCCUAGCUGAUGAUCCAAUCUUACCUUUUGACUAUCACUCUUACGCAGCUCAGCUGCAGGAGCAUACAAAGGCAUUGAGUGUCUUAUUGGACAGUGACAUCUCACUUCGUCCCAUAAAAGCAUCCAUUCAGGAACUUGUAGCUGCAGCGAAUGGAAUUCAGGAAUUAAAGAAACUGGGAGAGCAAGAGAGCAUGGAAAACCCAUUAGAGCUGUGGAGACGAGCACUCAAUGAUCGUUUGAUGCUUGCAGAGAGAGGCUUCUUGGGAGCUGAUGGCCUUAAGGGAAGACGGUGGUUCAAGCAUCUGGUAUAUGGACCACCUAAUGACCAUGAAAGCAAGCUGAGUUUCUUUCCUGGAAUAGCAGAUGCCAUCUCUCGAGGCGCGAAAAUUACUAAAACAGAACGUCAAUCAGAUGUCCAGCAUGAGAUAUGGAGGGUUGCCCGGGCCAUUCAGAGGGCUGCGAUGGUGCUUAGAGGAGAACUGACAUAAAGAACUGACUUGAAUCUGGAUGUGUAUGUAAAUAUGCACUAACAUAGAUUGUGUUUCCACUUUUGUGCUUGGAGAAGUUAAAUGAGGAUGCAUUAUGUAAACAUGUACUAACAAAAAUUUUGUGUUCUCUUUUGAGAAGUUGGAGGGAAUUGGUUUUUGGGUGUGUUCCA